Cebus imitator (Panamanian white-faced capuchin) is the source of this 2473-nucleotide messenger RNA. RefSeq names its product interleukin 21 receptor (gene IL21R). Lineage: Eukaryota; Metazoa; Chordata; Mammalia; Primates; Cebidae. The transcript has 9 exons. Gene Ontology annotation, molecular function: protein binding; cytokine receptor activity. The record is from RefSeq and is a predicted model, not a curated record. Gene Ontology annotation, biological process: cytokine-mediated signaling pathway; immunoglobulin mediated immune response. Gene Ontology annotation, cellular component: external side of plasma membrane.
CGAACUCCUGGGAUCAAGUGAUUUGCCCACCUCAUCGUCCCAAAGUGCUGGGAUUACAGGCAUGAGCCACUGUUACGGUCCUAUGUUUUACUUUAAAUAUUUAAAAGCCCUUUGCUUUUAGCUGCGAAAAUACAGUUAACAAAAUAAAAAUCAUAAAUAUUCGUCAUAUUGGCAUAUACCAGACCUCAAUAAAUGAGAGCUCUUGUGAUGAUUCUGCUUUCCCCUUUUACAGAUGGGGAAACUGAGGUUCAGAGCGGGGUGGGGAUUUUCUAGGGUCACUCAGGGAACCAUCUAGAAGGAAGUAGUGAAGAGAGAGGAACAGGUGCUUCCUCCAGAAAGAGGGUCUUCUCGCCCUCGCUCCCCUUCCUCACAUGCCCUCCUUACUUGUCCUCCAGAGCCCCGGGACAAGUGAGGGGGAGGGGGAGGGGCAUUGGGAGGAACCCACCCCCACCCCUGGCUCGCAGGUGCCACCACCCCCACUCCCUGCCCUGGCCCCAGGCCAAAGGGACUUUUCAUGACAGCUAAAAUGAGACCUCUGAGUAAAUCUGGAACUUCUGUGACGACCUGAGAAUAUUCCCCAGGCUGGGGGUCAGGGGCCCCAUGGAGGGCCCCCGACUGCCCAGGACAUCUGUGUCUGGAACCCAGCCUGCUGGUCUCUGCAGCCCCCAGGAAGGAUCUGGCCACCUCCGCCCCUCAGGGGCGCCCACUGUCCCCAGGGAAGUGGGGUCUGUGGGAGUCAGCAUGCCGUGUGGCUCGGCCGUCCCCUUGCUCCUGCUGCUGCUCCAGGGAGGCUGGGGCUGCCCCGCCCUCGUCUGCUACACAGAUUACCUCCAGACGGUCAUCUGCAUCCUGGAGAUGUGGAACCUCCACCCCAGCACGCUGACCCUCACCUGGCAAGACCAGUAUGAAGAGCUGAAGGACGAGGUCACCUCCUGCAGCCUCCACAGGUCGGCCCACAAUGCCACGCAUGCCACGUAUACCUGCCACAUGGAUGUGUUCCACUUCAUGGCCGAUGACAUUUUCAGUGUCAACAUCACAGAUCAGUCUGGCAACUACUCCCAGGAGUGUGGCAGCUUUGUCCUGGCUGACAGCAUCAAGCCGGCUCCCCCUUUCAACGUGACCGUGACCUUCUCAGGACAGUAUAAUAUCUCCUGGCGCUCGGAUUAUGAAGACCCUGACUUCUUCAUGCUGAAGGGCAAGCUUCAGUAUGAGCUGCAGUACAGGAACCGGGGAGACCCCUGGGCUGUGAGUCCAAGGAGAAAGCUGAUCUCAGUGGACUCAAGAAGCGUCUCCCCCCUCCCCUUGGAGUUCCGCAAAGACUCGAGCUAUGAGCUGCAGGUGCGAGCAGAGCCCAUGCCUGGCUCCUCCUACCAGGGGACCUGAAGCGAGUGGAGUGACCCGGUCAUCUUUCAGACCCAGUCAGAGGAAUUAAAGGAAGGCUGGAACCCUCACCUGCUGCUUCUCCUCCUGCUUGUCAUAGUCUUCAUUCCUGCCUUCUGGGGACUGAAGACCCACCCAGCAUGGAGGCUGUGGAAGAAGACAUGGGUCGUCCCCAGCCCCGAGAAUUUUUUCCUGCCUCUCUACAAGUGCUACGGAGGAGACUUCAAGAAAUGGGUGGGUGCACCCCUCACCGCCUCCAUCCUGGAGCUGGGACCCUGGAGCCCAGAGGUACCCUCAGCCCUGGAGGUGUACAGUUGCCACCUACCACAGAGUCUGGCCAAGAGGCUGCAGCUCACAGAGCUGCGAGAACCGGCAGAGCUGGUGGAGUCUGACAGCGCGCCCAAGCCCAGCUCCUGGGCCACGGUCCAGAACUCCGGGGGCUCAGCUUACAGCGAGGAGGGGGACCGGCCGUACGGCCUGCUGUCCAUUGACACAGUGACUGUGGUAGAUGCAGAGGGGCUGUGCACCGGGCCUUGCAGCUGUGAGGAUGACGGCUACCCAGCCCUGGAUCUGGACGCUGGCCUUGAGCCCAGCCCAGGCCUAGAGGACCCACUCUUGAAUGCGGGCACCACAGUCCUCUCCUGUGGCUGUGUCUCGGCUGGCAGUCCUGGGCUAGGAGGGCCCUUGGGAAGCCUCCUGGACAGACUAAAGCCAUCCCUUGCAGAUGGGGAGGACUGGGCUGGGGGACUGCCCUGGGGUGGCCGGUCACCCGGAGGGGCCUUAGAGAGUGAGGCGGGCUCGCCCCCGGCCGGCCUGGAUAUGGACACGUUUGACAGUGGCUUCGCGGGCUCUGACUGCAGCAGCCCUGUGGAGUGUGACUUCACCAGUCCUGGGGACGAAGGACCCCCUCGGAGCUACCUCCGCCAGUGGGUGGUCAUUCCCUCGACACUCUCGAGCCCUGGACCCCAGGCCAGCUAGUGAGGCUGACUAGCUGUCCAGAGCUGGCCACUGGCUACCGGGUCCUGAGCCAGAGACAAGGCCACCUGGGCUGUGAUUGAAGACACCUGCAGCCUUUGGGCUCCCAGAUGAGCCA